Molecule: messenger RNA, 1224 nt
Organism: Emericellopsis cladophorae
Lineage: Eukaryota; Fungi; Ascomycota; Sordariomycetes; Hypocreales; Bionectriaceae
Product: NADH pyrophosphatase-like protein
Exons: 2
Coding region: 1-1224 (407 amino acids)
Biological process (GO): NADP+ catabolic process; NAD+ catabolic process
Cellular component (GO): cytosol
Molecular function (GO): NADH pyrophosphatase activity; metal ion binding
Source: RefSeq, a predicted model, not a curated record
AUGUCCAACUCAGCUCUACCCGAGGUGUCCUAUCUCACCAACGACGACUCGAUGCUCUCCCGUCGCUUCGGCAAGGAGAUUCUCAACUACUACGCUGGAGGCACGCUGAACCGGUACUCAUUCUUGCGUCCAGAUACUGCUUUCUUGAGCAGAGCCGCGACGCAACCCAACACGCGGUUCGUUGCGCUCAACGGACUCAACCCGCUGGUGAAGGAGCAGACAGAUCUACAGUACCUCAAACUGGAUGACGUGAAGCCCCUCAUUGGGGAACAGCCAUUUGUAUUGAGCGAGGAGGACGAGAUCAAGAAUUUCGACUCAAGCAAAAAGAACCCGCUGCUGGUAUUUCUAGGAUUGCUGGACGAUGAGAGCGCCGAGGAGAUUGCCACUACCAACCAUGGCAGCGUAAAGGGUCAACCCUUUUUCGCGGUGGACAUCACACCGAGAGAGCCCUUUACCGAGGCGGCUACAGCAUUGCUGAAGGACCAAGAAGCCCAGGGGGCCAGCGUACAAGCGAGUCCCAUGAAGAUGGUCCUGCAUCCUGAGUCAGCUGCCAUUUAUGCUCAAGCCCGCUCCAUGAUCGAUUGGAACACGCGGUCACCGUUCUGCGCUGGCUGUGGCCAACCCUCGCUCUCGGUCCACGCAGGUUACAAACGCGUCUGCCCGCCCACAGAUGCCGCGUCCUCCACGCCUCGGGGUGAGUGCCUCACUCGCCAGGGGGUUUCCAACCUGUGCUUCCCUCGGUCCGAUCCCACCAUGAUCGCAGCUGUUGUUUCGGCGGACGGCCAGCGCGUCCUAUUGGGCAGGCAAAAGCGCUUCCCUCCUCACUGGUACUCCACCCUUGCAGGUUUCCUCGAGCCUGGCGAGUCCAUUGAAGAAGCCGUGCGCCGCGAAGUCUGGGAGGAAGCGGGUGUCUACGUGGGCCGCGUCGUCAUCCACUCAUCGCAGCCAUGGCCCUAUCCCUCCAGCCUGAUGAUCGGUGCCAUUGCGCAGGCUCGGCCCGGCAAGGAGGACAUUGUACUGAAUGACAAGGAGUUGGACGAUGCAAAGUGGUUCAGCAUCGACGAUGUGCGCACAGCGUUGAACAUUGGCACAGGAGGUUUAGGCGAAGGUCCACCUGAGGGAUACAAGGAGGGCGAUUUGAGGCUGCCACCCGCGCAGGCUAUCGCGAACAGACUACUCUCGGCCGUGGCAGAGGGAUUCUUGGUAGCUGUGCCAAAAAUAUAG